AUGUUAGGUCGACGAACUCAACGUAAGAUACCACAAGAAUUCAAGGAUAAAUUAUUGCCACCCUCAAAACGUCUGAAAACUGUGGAAAGUACAGACGGUGAAGAUCUGAGUUCUCGAUGUCCUUCUGAUGAAGACGAAGAAUUAACUAUAUCCCCACGAAGCCGAAGUCCAGUUUAUCGUAAGAGAACGGAAAUCCCUGAUUCGGAAGAUGAUGAUGGGGAUGGGGAUGACGAGGUGGAUCAGAUUGUGGCUUCGAGGGUGACGGAAUUGGAGAAUGCAUUACCACCAGUUGAUAUUGAUAAGAAAGCAAUUGCCAAAUAUGAAACAAUGCGUGCUGAGGAUGAGAACCUUCCGGAUGAUCUCAAGUCGAGAUUGAAUCAAAAGACUUGGGAGAGGGGUAAAAGUAGUAUCUAUAGUGAUGCUUUCAACCUUGCACUGGAAACUGUGUUGGAAGAUGAAGGACAUCUAUUUGACGAAAAGGAAAUGGAGGUUUUCAAGCAAUGGAGAGAAUUAGAUUAUGAGUCUCAGUAUUUGUAUGUACGUCUUUUCUUGCGGAAAACUUCCACAUGGCAUCGUAUCAAUCGUUUGGGUUAUCAUGGUGAUUUGACAGAUGUUCCUGCAACCUCGAAAGUUCUACAGUCUACUCAAGGCUUACCAGAAUCAACAGCGACAGUUCAAGUCAAUCCAGCGGAAUUGGAACCUCCUGAAGGAACCAUUCUCGACGACUCGUUUACUUUUGCUGAUUCCUCAGAAGAACAGAUCAAAACUUUAGAUGAGGCAUUAUCUCUGCUAAAUCUAGAUGAGCUCAAGGGCCUCGCAAAAGAACUCAAGGUUCAAGGGAAGAACAAAGCCGAUAUCCUAAAAGUACUUCGUGAGACGAGUCAACGUCAAACUGGUCUCGGUUAUGUUGGUCUGAAAAGGGCUGACAGUGCUUCAAAAUCAAAACCAACCACCCCAGAUGGAUCGAUCCCGGAAGAAGAAGAUGAUAGUCUGGAUCAUGUGAACAGAGAUGUUCAUUUCCUCAGAAAGAUCAUGGCUAUCACAGGACCUUGUAUACGACUUUCCCUACCAGCUCUAAACUUAUUUGAACGAGUCCAUCUCGUGUUCUAUAGAUCUACUGAUUGGACUGACAAAUCCCUAACCACCAUCAUUCUAGCCAGAAUCUCUCGCCGUAAUUUCCCUUCAUACAUCGUCUCACGAUCCACCAAUAUCUUCCCCUCUCGCUCCACUCUCCUAGAAUUCGAAUCUUCAAUACGAACCCAAUACCGUGUCGAUAACAUCCUCGAAAAUGGUAACCCCGGCAAAUCCGGACUUGACCAAGUAAUGGAAAUCUUCGAAGAAGUGUACCCCCGCUGGAAAGUUCUCUCAGCAGAGGAACAACGCAAAGAAGAUAGCAUAUACGAAAGUGGAGAAGGAGCCUAUCUUCGUCGCUUCUCUCCUGCUUGGGUAUACACACGAAUUGUGCAUAAAGGUCUAUAUGUGAUCGGCCGUUUGAAACACCACGAGAGAGAACAUGCUUUACUGUCCGAACUUCUCAACCAAAAACUUUUCCAUUCUGCCCGGAGAGGUGCAUGGUACCAACGAAAAGCUCUUUUGGAAGAACACUACAUGUACACACUACAACCACCACCCGGAGUCGAAGAUAUCGAACAGCAAAAACGCCACUGGAAACGUAUAUCUCUCAAGACCUGUGAACAGGGACUUCAGGAUAGAUAUUGUCAUUCGAUCUACCACUACGAUCUACAAAAACGCAUCCGCAAACUCGAGAAGAAUCUCAAGAUCCCCAAAAGAGAGAAACAUGAUUUCGGCCACGUAGUCCUCACCAAACCCAUCGAACUCACAAUCCAAGGAAUCCAAGUCAAGAAACAAUACCUAACCCCCACUACCUUGCGUCGUCGUGCCAGCGCCCCAAAUGGUAUCGAAGAGCGUCAACGCAGUACAAAAACCAUCUGGAUAGAUGAAUAUGAAGGCGACGGCACAUCGGAAUGUUCCGUCGAGGAACUCUGCUUAAGCCAUUACCGCAAGCAGGGACUAAAAGGUUAUCACUCCGAAGGCGGUAUCCUCCGCACCCUCUUCGCAUUUCUCUUCUUCGACAUCCUCUUCCUCUAUAUCCCUAACGUCUUCCAAACGGAAUACCAAACGUGUCCCUUGGAUUUACAUACCGAUGGGUUUUUCGCAGCGCGCGCGUCUGAGAUUAAUCAUCGGAUCGUGGAGAUUGAGAAUGGGAGGGCCGGCGACAUUAUUCGCGAAGUGUGGAACAGGGAAUCGGAAAGGAAAACUUGUGUGGUGGGUCUGCGGUGGGAGUUUGACGUGCAUGAUUUAUUAGAGAUUGUAGAGUGUUUUGGGGUGGGGUUGGGGAGAGUCAUGAGGGUUAUGGCGGAGGAAUAUAGGGUUCGGGGAGGUGGAGUCCCGGAUUUAUUUUUGUGGGAUUUGGGCGUGGAUGAGGAUGAGGAUGAGGAUGAGAAUGAGAAUGAGAAAGAUGAAAACAAACUUGCUACAGCAGAAAACAUCAAAGAGGAACAAACCAAAGAGAAAGACAAUAAACCCCCCACAAAAGAAAGAAAGAAAGAAGUAAGAUUCGUAGAAGUCAAGAGCGAAAAUGAUAGGUUGAGUGAUACGCAGAGAAUGUGGAUUCAUGUUUUGAUGGGAGCGGGGAUUCGCGUGGAGCUUUGUAAUGUGGUUGCGAGGGAUGUGAGGGUUGUUGAUGUUGGGUGA
Molecule: messenger RNA, 2715 nt
Organism: Sclerotinia borealis F-4128
Lineage: Eukaryota; Fungi; Ascomycota; Leotiomycetes; Helotiales; Sclerotiniaceae
Source: the annotation of a GenBank genome assembly